Sardina pilchardus (European sardine) is the source of this 1505-nucleotide messenger RNA. RefSeq names its product WD repeat domain 45 (gene wdr45). The transcript has 11 exons. NCBI's taxonomy places the organism in Eukaryota, Metazoa, Chordata, Actinopteri, Clupeiformes, Clupeidae. Gene Ontology annotation, molecular function: protein binding; phosphatidylinositol-3,5-bisphosphate binding; phosphatidylinositol-3-phosphate binding. Gene Ontology annotation, biological process: nucleophagy; protein lipidation; protein localization to phagophore assembly site. Bases 238 to 1314 code for a protein of 358 amino acids. The record is from RefSeq and is a predicted model, not a curated record. Gene Ontology annotation, cellular component: cytosol; extrinsic component of membrane; phagophore assembly site membrane.
AUGUGCAAUCACCAAUCGACGUCAUAUUUAGGAAAACAAAAACAACUGCAGAACAGAAGAUAAACAAUUUAAGAAUUUCCACGUAUAUUGCCGUUUUAUCAACGGAUUGUUGUGAAACAUUAUGCAGACAUUUCUGCCACCCUACUAUCGUAGAUAGAUGUACAACAAUAGUUAAAGUUGAGGCUUACAGUCCCAGAAGAUCCUUUUGCUGAUAGCAGCUUCCAUCAAGAAAUAAAGAUGGCUCAACAAAGAGGAGUGAACAGUCUUCAAUUCAAUCAAGAUCAGAGUUGUUUCUGUUGCGCAAUGGAGACUGGUGUUCGGAUUUACAAUGUGGAGCCCCUUAUGGAAAAAGGACACCUUGAUCAUGAACAGGUAGGAAGUGUGGCUCUUUGCUCCAUGCUUCAUCGUUCCAACCUGCUGGCUGUUGUUGGAGGAGGCGUCAACCCUAAAUUCUCAGAGAUCUCAGUGUUGGUCUGGGAUGAUGCACGGGAGUCAAGAGAUGCAAAGGAUAAGUUGGUUUUGGAAUUCACUUUCACAAAGCCUGUGUUAGCUGUCCGCAUGAGACAUGACAAGAUCAUCAUUGUUUUGAAAAACAAAAUCUAUGUGUACAGUUUCCCUGACAACCCUGUAAAGUUGUUUGAAUUUGACACCAGAGACAACCCAAAAGGUUUGUGCGACCUUUGCCCCAGCCUUGAGAAGCAGUUGCUGGUUUUCCCUGGACACAAAUGUGGAAGUUUACAGCUAGUGGACCUCUCCAAUACAAAACCAGGAACAUCCUCAGCACCUUUCACCAUCAAUGCCCACCAGAGUGAGAUUGCCUGCUUGGCUCUCAAUCAGACUGGCAGCGUGGCUGCUUCCGCCUCCCGUAAGGGGACACUGAUCCGCCUCUUUGACACCACCACCCGAGACAAGCUCGUGGAGCUCCGAAGAGGGACCGACCCUGCCACUCUCUACUGCAUCAACUUCAGUCAUGAUUCCUCAUUCCUCUGUGCGUCCAGUGACAAGGGAACUGUGCACAUUUUUGCCCUUAAAGAUACAAAACUCAACCGCCGGUCUGCGCUGGCCCGUGUGGGUAAGGUUGGCCCUGUGAUUGGUCAGUAUGUUGACAGCCAGUGGUCUCUAGCCAGCUUCACUGUGCCAGCAGAAUGCGCCUGCAUCUGUGCUUUUGGGAAGAACACGUCCAAGAAUGUGAACUCUGUCAUUGCUAUAUGUGUCGAUGGGACAUUCCACAAGUAUGUCUUCACCCCCGACGGAAACUGUAAUCGGGAAGCUUUUGAUGUUUACCUGGACAUCUGUGAUGAUGAUGAUUUCUGAAGUUUAUUGUAAAUGACAAUGACGGCUUCAAGAACAGUUUUAUCAGUGCAAGCAAACCUUAUAUUUCAAAGCUGCAAACUGAACCGAUGUCUGGAUAAAGGAAAGGUUUUGUAUGUGUUUUGUGUUGAAAUAUGUUGUAAUCAUAUGUAUAUAGCCACAAACUGGAUAACAAAUAAAAGUGCUUAAAUCCA